Molecule: messenger RNA, 957 nt
Organism: Gasterosteus aculeatus aculeatus (three-spined stickleback)
Lineage: Eukaryota; Metazoa; Chordata; Actinopteri; Perciformes; Gasterosteidae
Product: flavin reductase (NADPH)
Source: RefSeq, a predicted model, not a curated record
CAGCCAGCGUGUGGUUUGUUUUGUUUGUUAACUAGUCAGUAACGUUUAACAAUGGCGAGUUUUCCUCUCGUGUGACGGUUUAUGGAGAUUCAUAAACGAAUGUUGCCCGACUCUUUGGUUGACAUCGGUUUGUAUUUGAGUCGCUCAAAAACACGGAUUCACCCCUGUUAGAUGAUCGGUCAGUCACACGGUUUCCAGUUUAUUAGGGAGUGGACUUCUCUGCAGUCUGAGGCGUCAUCGCAUUCAACACAUCAUCCACUGAUAAGGUUGUACCCUGACUGAGCUCUGUGUUCGUGUCAGACGCCGAGCAUGAAGAUUGUCGUACUGGGAGCCACUGGACAGACUGGCCAGUAUCUGGUCAACCAGGCGCUGCAGCAGGGCCACACUGUCACCGCCGUCGCCAGGAACCCGGGAAAACUUUCCGUGCAUCAUGACAACCUCAAGGUGGUGGAAGCCGACAUUUUCUCAGAAGACAGUCUGAAGCCUCACUUCAGCGGACAGGAUGUGGUCAUGUCCUGCCUGGGCUUCCCUCCCUCCUUCUUCUCGCCGGUGACGGGCUACAGCCGCUCCAUGAACAGCGUGGUCGGCGCCAUGCGGGAGGCCCGAGUCAACAGGAUCAUCACCAUGACCUCCUGGUACACCGAGCCCAACUCGGGGGUGCAGUCCCCUUAUCUCAUCCGCUUCCUUCUGCUGCCGAUGAUCCGAAGCGUUCUCACCAACAUGCACGAGAUGGAGCAGUUUCUGCAGAAGACCGAGGACAUCAACUGGACCGUGGUUCGUCCCCCCGGUCUCAAGAACCUGCCGGCCUCAGCUCAAGAGUUCCUGACCCACGAGGGAUACUUUGUGCCCGACGGCAGCGGCAGUGCGGCGGGGCGGGGAGACGUGGCUCGCUUCAUGCUCUCUCUGCUCAACACCAACGCCUGGGUCAAGAAGGGAGUCGCCAUCAUCACCAAAUGA